CCAGCGUCGACCGAUUCCUGCUCGGCUUGGCAACCUCUCCUUUGGAUUGCAAGAUUCACUUCUUUACAGCUCCUUUGCUGAGUCCUUUCCUUUCCGUUUUUUCUCCUUCGUCUGCAGCAAACUUCUCUUCGUCAACGCUUCCUAGCGCUGGACCAAGCCACUUAUACAACCAUCUUGUUUGUUGUUUGUUGUUAUUCGCCCGAAAACGAAACCUUUUCGCAACGCAAACCCGGCCGCUUUGAUUCCCCUCGCCCGACUGUCAGGUUUGAUCUCGACUCGCACGCGGUUCCCUGUCUCGAUCACUAUUCAGUUUCUUACGACUGGACCCUCGACGACAGCAGCUCGAACAUCUGGGCUUGGCUUGGCCUCUCCCGGAAGCGUCAGUUGCCUGUCGAGAGCAGACCAACGAGGGAACCCUGUGAAGCAGAAAACCCGGCUGUCCCUGCAGCACAAAGGAUAGGACCCCACGUGUGGCACUGUUCAUCAGCAAGCUUCGCCUCUACCGAAUCAAGGGACCCUUCUUUUUCAUCCCGUCGCUGGUGACGCCUUUAACCUCCCCAUCUGGCCGCCCUCUUGGAUUGCCACCUCACUCUUUCGAGGACCUUUCGAGGACACCGUCACUGCAUCUUGUCGUCUUCGAGCAUUUGGACCAAAGCCUGUCGCCCCUUGUGCGCAUCCUCUUCUUUGCCAAACCCCCCCGCCAUCUUGGUGGCUUCUGGAUUUCGGUUUCAGACGCGGCAAUACAUCUCGAGUCCCGUGUUUUGGCUGCGUACACAAAGCCACGGAUCGGCCUUCCCGAUCGCAACGCAAGCGCCCUUUGAAAUCACGCACAGAAACAAAGUAACUGUGCGGUCGUCGCCUCACUGUCGCACCGAAUCGCGCAAUCAGACGUACACAAAUCGGGAGCCUGCACCUUGCAUAUGUCCUGCAUCCUGCACUCGCUGCGUUUAAUCUUUUCUUCCCACACUCCUCUUGCUGCCUUUGUUUCAAUAGGAGAAGCAAACAAAUAGAAAGGCUCCUCCAUCAUCAACAAUCACACCAGCUCCAGCAGCUUCCAUUCCCAGACAAUAUCUGUCCACCAUCAAAACCACCAUUCCCCUACAGCUAGCUGUUUUGCAGCUGGUCUUCUCCCACUAUCCACAUCACAACAGUCACCAUGUCUAUCACUCGUGCCUUCACAAGCCGUCGGGUGAAGCAGAGCCUAGAGCUGCGCGAUGCGGCUGAGGGUGUCGUCUCGAGGGGCAAUACACACAAGAGCUCUCCCUCCCUUGGCUCCAUCAGGAACAAGAUCUCUGCCCCUGUGCAGCUGAUCUCGACGACAAACAUGCUCUCGUACAACGCCCCCGACAUCCGCCCCAAGAUCAACUCGGCUGCUUCGACAAAUUCGUCCAAGACGGAGUCAGACUCGGACAGCGCACCCAGCCUCGAAUCGCCUGGGAGUACACCUCCCACCAGCCCAGACUCGCCCUUCAUCAACAUCGCCAAGAGGCCUUCAUCGCCCGAGCCUAACCAUCUCUCGUGCUACUUUGCCCCUCCUGGCCAGGCCGCGAACGCGCCUGCCCCGGCCCAGGCGCCUGUCAUCCCCACCAGAGCCCCAUCGCACACCAAGAAGAACUUUGACAUCUUGACUCGUCACAAGUCGUCCUCGCGCCUGUCGGAGCAGUCAGGCCGGACCGUCUCCUCCAAGGGUAGCUUCUCCUUCUCCAGGUCCUCGUCCACCUCGACCAACACGACCACGACCUCGCAAUCGGCCAGCUUCAGCAACUCCAAGGCACCACUCCCUCCCAUCACGCAGACGCCCCUCCCAGCGCCGCCAUCGCCGCCGCGGGCGCAGAGGAAGGAGCCGUCGGCCGCGUCGCCUGGCCAUCCCUUCGGGAACGAGCUGGCCAGGGUGACGGAGCUUGCCGAGGAGUUUGGCGGUAAAGCCGUGUCGAGCCAGGUCCUGCGCCAAGAAGAGACGGAGCUUCUCAACAAGGGCUACAAGAAGUUCAACCCCGAUUCCUACGUGGACGACGUCCAAGGUCUCUACAGCGACUUCUUCGCCGAGGAUAAGGCGACCAGGCCACUAUGGAUCUAACUCAGAUUGAACCUGAGCGGGUAUCUGAAACGUAUCGGCAGUCGACCUCGAUAUAAACAUGAUGCUCUUUGCACGUAUGGUUUCCUUGGGAUUUGCUAAAAAAAAAACAAUCAGGCUAGGGCUUUUCCUUUUUGUUGGCUGGUCACGAGACACAUUUCCUCGUCGCAGCUUGUCAUCGUGGGAAGGGCGGCGUUUACUUUCAUGGGCGCGACGGACGGGCUCAUUUGAGUGUUUUACAGAGGGUGGCGGUUUUUCCCCCCUUCAUUCUUCUUCUUUCUCACGUUGACUCUUCUUCUCUUUCUACAGUUUUUGAUAUCCCCAUGCCUCGGAACCGGCAGCAUUUGCUUUUCUUUUCUUCUAAUUCACGACUAUCCUUUACACACCUUUAGCUUCUUCACGCCCUGCGCGGCGCCAUUAUGAUAUGCAGAUAUCGCCCUUUACAGGAUCUCUAUACUUACUUAUGCACACGCAAAACAAAUUUCCUUUUUUUUCUCGUCACAUUGACGAUCCGAUGCUUUGCUUCUUGCUUUUCAUCCGUCAAGUGUCGGAACGGGAACAAUCUGGUUUGUGGUGAGGGGGUAAUUGAACCGGAGGGUUAUGCACAUGCACAAGGGAAAACGCUGACGGCAUCUUGCAGUUUCGCAGACGAGUCUGGUCUGAUUGCUCACUUGCAUAUGUCACGGCACGAUCGGCGGUGUCAAGUUGCGGUUUCGCGGAGGCCCCGUCCUCAUACGACCCGCGUCUUUUUUAUCCUGUUUGUUGUUGCCGCUCCAUGCAGCCAGAAGAAUGAAUUCGCGGGUUGAUUCCUGAGCGUGUUGUGGUGUGUGUGUGUGUGUUCUGUGCUCUGUGCUCUGCGCCCCGUCUGUCUC
Molecule: messenger RNA, 2946 nt
Organism: Gaeumannomyces tritici R3-111a-1
Lineage: Eukaryota; Fungi; Ascomycota; Sordariomycetes; Magnaporthales; Magnaporthaceae
Exons: 1
Coding region: 1157-2077 (306 amino acids)
Source: RefSeq, a predicted model, not a curated record